UGUCUUGUUUUGUUAUCAUUUUUAGGGUUUUCCUUUCAAAAAAUUGAAAAAACACAAAUACAACUCAAAAACCCAGAAAAGCUACUUAAAUUAUUUUUAAUUACACAAAAGAAACAACAGGAUCAAUUAGUUUCAUCAAACAAUAAAGCAUAAAACAUAUUUCAAAACCGCCAUACAAGCUCAACAAUGUUCUCAAGGCAGCUUAUAUUCACUAGAAAAUCCUAAAUUUGGAUUUCAAUGCUAGAUAGAUUUAAUAAUGAUAUUGUUGUUGUUAUCUCAGGCUAAACUAGAUUACAAAAAUUUAUCCAUACUAAUGACUGUUCUCCAAGAGACUUCUUUUGAUCCAAUAAUGGCUCCACUUUGCAAUAUAAUUAAAUCAGAAAGCUAUGCUGAAAACAACAAUCAAAAGAUUCAGUGUAUAGGAACUCAAAAAGAUAAUAAUACAGCUUACAGUAAUCAUGAGCAGAAUAAAAUAUAUAUUUCAAAUGAAACCACUUCAGACUUAGACAUAGUUUUGCAUUUAAAAAAUAAAAAUAAUAUUGUCAAAAUGAAUUCAAUUUCAAAUGUACUAUCAUCAACACCAAAUUCCGAUAAUUUUGAAAAUAAUUUAAGCAGUUUACAAUCCCUUUCUCACUCAUUAUCUUCUUCCAUGUCUUUAUCUUUAUCAAGCUCUUCUCCUCCUUUUACAAUGUUGUCCCAUUCACCUAGUUUAAACUCCCCAAAUCACAAAAGAUUAUUUAAAAGAUAUAAGUUAAUUGAAGAACUAAUUCAAUCAGAAGACGUGUACAUAAACAGCUUAAAAAUACUCUGCGACGUUUACCUAGCUGCCAUGCUAAAUAUGAAUAACUCAAUAUUCAAAGAUUGCACUCCAAUUAUUCAAAUGAUCCAAAUCUUGAAAUUGCUAAUAAAGAAUCACAGCUCUUUUCUAUCAAAAAUAAACGAAUUCAAUACAUUUUCUUCCUUUUCUUCCCGAAGUACACCACAUUUAUCUUUCUCUUACAAAAAUUCUAAUUCUGCUACCAUUUCUUUGAUCUCACAACUUACAGUAGAAAACGCAUUUGUUCUUUACUAUUAUGAAACAUAUUUUAAUCUGUAUCAUCAAGUUUUUAACAUUAUAAAAAACAGCAAAAUCAAUUCUAAUGAUUUGGUUAUCGAAGGAUAUGGGAUAUUUCUUGAAGCUUUACAGUCAAAGUCUAAGAAAAUGGAUUUAUCAUUACUUUCUUUAUUACAGUUUCCAAUUUCUAGAAUUUCAAAGUAUAGGCUUUUUUUGGAAAAUUUAUUAACGAGUUGUUUAAUUGAAGAAUCAAUAUCAUAUUUUUCAGUUCAAAGUUCGUUGAAAGCGCUGUUAGUGAAGCUUGCAAAUAUGAAUCAAUCUUCAACAUAUACGAUGAGAAGCUCAGAAGCUUUUUUUAAGAAAUUCAUAUUGAGUUCAACUAGCACAAACGACAAAAUCAAAUUUCCUUUUGAAUUUUUUGGCACACCAUUAUUAGUGGGCUCAUUAUCUUGUUGUUGGGUUGAAAAACUUCAUGGGAAGAUGUCCUUGUUUAUUGAUAAUCUUUGCUUAUUUCUUUUCAAGUCGUCUCUUAUUGUUGCUGGAUUAAUGAACUAUAAAAGUUCAAAGUUUGAUGUUAAAUUUAUUAUUCCUUUAUCAACCUGCACAAUUGUACAAAGUAAUGGACAGAAAGAACAAGAGAAAGAAGUGGAACAAGAGAAAGAAGUAGAACAAGACAAUGAUUUUUUAGAGAGCGGAUUGCAUCUAGUAAGUGGCAUAAAACGAUUAAAAUCAUUCAAGCUUAUUUUUGAAAAUAGAUACAAGUUGUAUGAAAUUUUAUUUAAUGGUUGGAUUGAAAAAGAAAUUGAAGUAUGGGAAGAUUAUUUGAGAGUUUUAAUUAAUUUUAUUAAUGGGCCAUAUAAUCUAGAUUAUUCAUCAUCGGAAAAGUCUGAACAAACUAAAAAUUAUCCGACAUGUGUGAUUCCAAUCAAUAUAGUUCCCCAAGAGAUGUGUGUAAAUAAAGUAAAAUUUGAUCAAAAAAUGGGAUUUGAAAAUUGUUACUUUUCUAAAAUAAUUCCUAUCAAAAUUCCAAUUCUUGAAGUAGUUGACUAUGAAAAUAAGAAAAAUAAAAAGGCAGUAAACGAUAACAUUGGAGAUUCAUCUAAUUAUUUUGGAUUUAAAUCAAGAACCAGUUCUUCUAAAUCUUCAAAGUACAAUACUGUUAGCUCUUCGUACAAUAUCUAUAAGGAAGUUUUGGACAAAGAAAGUUUAAACUGGAGGGAAUCGAAAAGUGAUAAUAUUGAAUUUUUGAAUUUGAAGAGAUCGUCGAGAUACUUGAUUGAGAAUAGUUUAUGUGAUUAUUGGAGCUUUGAGUUGCCAAGACUUCAACAGCCAGACUUGGAAUUAAUACAAACUAGAAAUGAUAGAACAAACAAACCAAGUUUAAUGAGAAGAAGUUCUUCAUUGAUCUCCUAUGGGGGGUCAUUUAGAAGAAAAACAAGUGAAAAGUCUGAGAAUUCCAAUCAGCUCAUUCAUCAAAUAAACUCAAAAGAAACAAUUCAGUACGAGAAAGACAAUGAAAAGACUCCUGGUCUUAUUCGAGGAGGUUCUAGUGGAUAUGAGCUACUUCGAAAAGCUUCAGUUUUAUUAGACAAUUUUUUCAAGCAAAAGAUGCCACAAGAUACAAAAUAACGUAAGCGAUCCAAGUGGAUUGGGCAGAGAAACGUAAUUCAUUAAUAUAUAAAUAGAAAGACAAACAACUGAAAAAUAAAAAUAUAUUGAAAACUAAUUAAAAGGUAAAUAAAAAUUUCAGAUUUUAAAGAUACCUAUUAAUAAUAGAGCGACCCUUUUGUGUCAUUGGUAGAACUAAACGAUUUUCUUUUAAAGCUUUUGGAGGUUUUAAAAGAUCCUUCUUUUAUAAUUAUUUUGAUAAUUUUGUCUUCAUCAGUGGUGCCAAAUUCGGAUUCUAAUUCAAUAUUAGAAGCU
Molecule: messenger RNA, 2977 nt
Organism: Ascoidea rubescens DSM 1968
Lineage: Eukaryota; Fungi; Ascomycota; Saccharomycetes; Ascoideales; Ascoideaceae
Exons: 1
Coding region: 257-2683 (808 amino acids)
Biological process (GO): regulation of GTPase activity
Cellular component (GO): cytoplasm
Molecular function (GO): guanyl-nucleotide exchange factor activity
Source: RefSeq, a predicted model, not a curated record